AUGGAUUCACAACCAAUUAUUCGCGAUCUUGUUGCAGCCAAUAUUGUAUCACAUUCAACAUCGUCGAAUGGAACAUGUGUUCAAUUAGUUGAAAGUAAUAAAAAUCCAUUUGGUCAUACAAUAGUAAAUACACGAAAUGAUGCAGCGUCUGAUCCACAGGAUCUUGUAAAUUUAGCUCGACAAAUGGAAACAUGUGAUGCAUUUGUUCGAGCAAAUGUUUCUAAUCGUUUACAAGUUAUUGUUAAUCAAAUGAAUUAUUUACGUCAAGAAGCACAACGUAUACUAAUGAAAGCACGACGUGAUGAUGAAUUAAAUCAUUGUGCUUGCAAUCUUGUUCGACGACCUGGACAAACAUAUUAUCAAUAUGAAAGACAAAGUGGACAAAAAUAUUUAUCAAUCAUGCAUCCACAAGAUUGGUUAUCGAAUGUAAAAAGUAGUGGAUGUCCACAUCGAUUUUUAGGUGCAUACAGACUUGAAUAUGAUAAUUCAUGGACACGACAACCAACAGAUUUUGAUGAUGGAUUAGAUGAUCCAUUAGAUGAAUUAAAACAACAAAAUGUAUAUGAUGCAAAACAAAAUCAAAAAAUGAUCGAAUUUCUUAUUAAAUAA
Messenger RNA from Rotaria sordida, 609 nucleotides. The record is from the annotation of a GenBank genome assembly. Lineage: Eukaryota; Metazoa; Rotifera; Eurotatoria; Philodinida; Philodinidae.